This is a messenger RNA of Dovyalis caffra, 885 nucleotides long. The record is from the annotation of a GenBank genome assembly. NCBI's taxonomy places the organism in Eukaryota, Viridiplantae, Streptophyta, Magnoliopsida, Malpighiales, Salicaceae.
AUGUGCCGCUUAUUCUGUUUGGUUUCUGUCGUUUAUUCUGCAAAUCUAGGCCUAUGCAAAAUGUGUGAAGUUUUCUUUAAUGAUAUUGGAGGUCUUAUGAUAUUGUUUUGUGUCCCUAUGAAGAAUAGAGUAGAAAGUAAAAGUAGUGGACUGAUUCUUCUUGAUGAGUACUGGAUUCUGAGGGAUGUACUGUCUGUGCUGCCAGAUUGGAAGUGGAAGGAUUUUGAAGUUGAAAAAAUUGUUACUGAUGCUCACAAAAAAGUUUCUGUAAAUAACUGUGCUGAUGAUUUACUGGACAAGUAUGAAGCAGACUCUUUUAUGAGGUUCCUGAGUACCCCUUUCACUGUUGCUGCAUUUCCCAAGUUAAUGAGCCAUUUUCUGGGAUUGCUAGUUGGAACUCUUCACCUCAUUGGCGGGUGUUCCAGAAUUUCGGUAGACCUAGAUACAGCAAUAGGUCAACAACAAUCAAAAUUCCGUCGGUUAACACUGAAUUUUUCGCAUCUGUUCACCAAAUUUGCUGUGGAACACAUCCACUAUGCAUGGUGGUAUCUGGGGAGAAGCUCGUUGUUUAAGAUGGAGGUAGGCAAGGAGAAUAGGAAUAUAAAAGAUCACCACCGACGAUUGCUUGCAGAGAAAUUUGAAUUGAGGCGAAACCUUUACAAGGCACUUGUUAGAGAUCCCACUCUUCCUCAGGAGAUGCGUGAACUACAUGCCUAUAAGCUGGCCAAGUUGCCAAGAAAUAGUUCCUUUACACGAGUGAGAAACAGAUGUGUUUUCAGCGGUCGUCCUCGUGGUGUUUAUCAGCUCUUUAGGAUGUCACGUAUUGUUUUCCGUACGUUGGCAAACCAAGGUGUGUUGAAUGGAAUAAGGAAGGCAUCCUGGUAA